CAUACGACUUCACUCGCGAAAAGAAGCCUUAUGUCUAUAAAUAAAAAUGCAAAUUUAUGAUAACAUUAGAUAAAUGGAAGGGAUAUGCAGGUACGACAUAUAUUAUAAAUUUUCGUCUGGAUUGUGGAGCAGUAUAAAUUUUGAACAGGCAAAAUGGAGGUAGAAGAAAACAAAUUGAUUUUUUUUAUUACUGAUGGAGACCGUGAAGGCCUAGUAGAACUCUUUGAGUUCGAUACAGUUGAACUUUUGAAAAUAGAAAUUCAUAAUCGCUUUGAUAUACCGCCCCAUAAACAGACAAUAAGUGGUUGGACUGUUAGCCCAGAAUGUGAAAAUACUGUGUUAAAUGUCUGUGCAAAGUUAAAUACCAUUAAUUGUCUAGAAGUAAAAGAUGAAAGUGGAUAUCAAGACAAUUUGGACAUUAGUCCUGUUAAAGAUUUGGAGAUAGAAGCUGCAAACAGUUUUGUUAGAAAAAUUUCAAAUAACUAUAACGUAAACAGCUCUAUAAAAUUUAAUACAUGCAGGCUAAUGAGUGCUAUUGCAGACGCAUGUUUGGUACCAUUGGAAGAAAGAAAAAUUUUGUUACUGUACCUCCAUAAAUGUAACGAUAAAUUUUCAUAUAAAUUCAUGGAGAAUCUUAAAAAACCCGAAGUCAUCGAGAUGUUACAGAGAAAUUUUUUCAUUCUCGGUUGGGAUGUGGAAGAACCUAGAUACCAACGUGCCUUACUGAAAGCAUUAAAAGAAUGCAGUGAUUUGUCCAACAUCGCUGAUGUAAUAAGAUGCGACGUAUCCACAGCCUUAUGUAUAGUGCCUAUUAAAGAUUCGGUAACUGUAUUUUCUUGUCUUACGGCAAAUAUUUCCGAUAAAGAUCUUUUAUCAACUUUGUCAAAUGCCGAGAAGUUUCUUAUUAUUGAAAAUCAAAAAGAAAAAGACUUGGAGGAGCUUGAGAGGGAAAAGGGCAACGAGAAUGACAUGAACUCGGUCAAUUACCAACAGCUCAUGGUGGACAUGCUAGGGGAUAGAGACUAUGAUGGUUUCGAAUAUGAUCAGCAUGAUCUUUUGAAGAAAAAAAUUGCUUUUGCGUUGUACGGGCAACCCAAGACAGAAAAAGGGGACGGCUAUGAUAAGAAAGAGAUGGAGCAAGUUGGAGGUUUAUUUGACACAAUUCUAAAAAAUAGCAAUCUAAUAGCGCAGGAUAGAGAUCGGGUAGAAAUUUCAUUUAUUUACAAUUGUACGGAACCUUUACCAUCGGAAAAGAUGGAACGAGCUAAAAAAUAUGAGGAUUAUAAUCCCAACACGGAUUUGAUGCCAGUUCCUAUUUUUGUAUUGAGAAAAUGCCACAGAAGCAGUAACCCUUGCAGGCUUUUCAUAGACCAUAUGGGCCGCAUUUACGAAACGUGGGAGGAGUACAAAAAUAGGAACAAACUGCACGAAUGUGAAAUGGUUCUCCCUCUAAAUGGACGAUAUGAAUACGACAACAACGGUAACGUACUUCUAGAAAGACAUUUGUCCCCUGCUUGCGGAAUAGACGUGAAAGUAUUACAAGGCGCUGAUUAUGCCAGUAUGGCAGGAGGAUUAAUCUCAGGAGGAAUAUUUGUAGCUGCUGCCAUUCCGGGUAUAGCCGUCACGCCGGCACUCCUUAUUGGUGGAGUUGUCACGGGGGUUAGCGUAGGGAUUUACUCUAUAGCUCGCAGUGCUUAUACAUUAUAUGACAGGAACAGGCACAAACAGACAUUAAGUUUCGCUAAUUCUGAGGCGAGAGGUGCGUACAUCAACAUUUUGGCUGGUGCUCUAGGGUUCGUAGGAGCCGGUGCUAACAUGGCGGUGACCCAAUUUGCAGCGAGGGGUGUGAACAUCGGAACGGGCGCUAGGGCGGCUGUGGACGCCAUCGCGUUUGUUAAUAUUGGCGCCAGCGGCGUGGCCGUGGUAAAUUCUGGGUAUGAGGUUAUCGAUAAGUGGGUGAAUGAAAAUCAGUCGCCGUCGUUGCUCACCAUGGUUCAGCUGACUUCGUCGAUUCUAUUCUUCGGAAACGCCGUUUAUAAUUUCAGGACUUGCUCCACCAUCAUAGAGGAGACUCAGAUGAGGACUUUGCAGAGUUAUCAGGAGUCCCUGAGGAGCAACAGACACAGGAAAACAUUCACAAAACUGGUGAAGGAGACCAUUCGCCAAAAUAACCUGAAUGAGGCUCAGGGUAGAGCAGAGGUCAUCUCCGCGAUUCGGAACAUACAAAAUAAAGACGAAGUUUUCGCCGUCUUAACUAGAUCGAACAAAGACAUGAACAAAAAGGGUAUCAGAAUAUCCGCUUCCGGAGGAGAAAUAGUACUGAACGGAGUAAGUAUAGAUUUUAACGAAUUCGCGGCUAUGAACAAAAAAGAAGCCUCAUCCUUCCUGUCAAAUUUGCCACAAUCGGAACGCGUGCCGGUCGACACCGCGUCUACCCGGUCCAUGGUCUCCAAUAUUUUAACCGAUUUCUCCAUUAGAGACAUAGAGUCCAUCACAAACAUUACAUUGAGAUUGUUGAGUUUCUGUGAUGGCGAUAUACAAUCAAAGAUCAUUAACGCCCUACAUAUGCUCCUGGCUAAUCUGCCGGAUCCCAUUCGACUACUUCUAGACCAGAUAUUCCCUAAUCAGUCCAAGUACAUCUACGUCAUGGAAGUGGUGAUCAAUUUUUUUGCCAAAGCGGCGGGACACUUAGAGGAGCUGUACAAGAACUGGAUCGAGACCGGCGACGACAGCUACUACAAUCCCCUGUUCCGACACAUAGACGUGAAACAAACGAAGAGGGCGGUGAAGUUUUUUACAGACGCCGUUAAUAUGUAUUAUACGGGAACGCACCUUACGGAGUUGGCGUUACGGGAGUUGUUAACGUUUUUCCGAUGUUGGUUGACGAAGAAGAUAUAUGAAUAUCAACAGGACGCAGAGAGGGCCGACAAAAGGAGAAUACAUUCUGCGUCGUCUCCUUCUAGGAAAAUGUCUUGUUCCGUAUGUGGUGGAUACUACUACCAACCUAGGAAUUAAUCUAACGGGAUUGGUUUGUACGCGAUCGCACGGUAUUAGAAAUAUUUUUGUGUAUUUUAAACAGGUACUUGUUUUAUAUAUUUUAUGUUACUUUACUGAAAUGUACGUUGCUCGUUUGUCUACUUAAAAUUCAAGAAAUAGUGUUGCGAACGGUAGUUCCGGUUUUUCUUUCAAAUUUGUAGGAAGCACCAUUAGGCCAAGUAAAUAAAAUUUUUACUCAAAAAAAUUCCUAUCCGCGAGAUUAUUGUAAAAUUGUCUAAAGGUAUGUUCCUU
Molecule: messenger RNA, 3288 nt
Organism: Anoplophora glabripennis (Asian longhorned beetle)
Lineage: Eukaryota; Metazoa; Arthropoda; Insecta; Coleoptera; Cerambycidae
Exons: 9
Coding region: 154-3015 (953 amino acids)
Source: RefSeq, a predicted model, not a curated record